CAAGGAGACAGGGAGGCCGGGAGAGAGGCCCACAGAGCUAGAGGGAGGGAAAGGCCGGUCCUGUCCUGUCCUGUCCGGUUGUGGAGCAUGGCCCGGAGGCCCGGCGUCGUGCAGGGCUGCCUGGUGUCGGCAGCGCUUCUGUUGCUGCUGCUGCUGCUGCUGCCACCCUCGGGGAAGGCUUCCCGGCAGAGGCGGCAGCAGGUCCCGGAGUCGGCGGCGGCGCACCGCUGCUUCUGCCAGGUCAGUGGUUAUCUAGAUGAUUGCACCUGUGAUGUGGAAACCAUCGACAGCUUUAACAAUUACAAGCUUUUUCCAAGACUACAGAAACUUCUGGAAAGUGACUACUUUCGAUACUACCAGGUGAACCUGAAAAAGCCUUGCCCUUUUUGGAAUGAUAUCAGCCACUGUGGGAUAAGAGACUGCGCAGUGAAACCCUGCCAAUCUAAUGAAGUUCCCGAUGGGAUUAAAUCUUCAAGUUAUAAGUAUUCGGAAGAAGCCAAUAAUCUCCAUGAAGAAUGUGAGCAGGCUGAGAGGCUAGGAGCUGUCAAUGAAUCUUUGAGCGAGGAAACACAACGAGCUGUUCUUCAGUGGACCAAGCACGAUGAUUCGUCAGACAGCUUCUGUGAAGUUGAUGAUAUACAGUCACCUGAUGCUGAGUAUGUGGAUUUACUCCUAAACCCAGAGCGAUAUACAGGCUACAAGGGACCGGAUGCCUGGAAGAUAUGGAAUGUCAUCUAUGAGGAAAACUGUUUCAAGCCACAGACAAUUAAAAGGCCUUUAAGUCCUUUGGCUUCUGGUCAAGGGAAAAGCGAAGAAAACACCUUUUACAGCUGGCUGGAAGGCCUCUGUGUAGAAAAAAGAGCUUUCUACAAACUCAUUUCUGGUCUCCAUGCGAGCAUCAACAUUCAUCUGAGUGCCAGGUAUCUUUUACAAGAUACUUGGUUAGAAAAGAAGUGGGGACACAAUAUUACUGAAUUUCAGCAGAGGUUUGAUGCAGUUCUGACUGAAGGAGAAGGGCCAAGAAGGCUUAAGAAUUUAUACUUUCUCUACUUGAUAGAAUUAAGGGCUCUCUCUAAAAUAUUACCAUUCUUCGAGCGUCCUGAUUUUCAGCUCUUCACUGGAAAUAAAACUCAAGAUACAGAGAACAAAGAAUUACUCCUGGAAAUACUUCAAGAAGCCAAAUCUUUUCCACUGCACUUUGAUGAGAAUUCAUUUUUUUCUGGAAAUAGAAAGGAAGCUAAUAAACUCAAGGAGGACUUUAAGCUACAUUUUAGAAACAUCUCACGAAUCAUGGAUUGUGUUGGUUGUUUUAAAUGCCGUCUUUGGGGAAAAUUACAGACUCAGGGUUUGGGUACCGCUUUGAAGAUCCUAUUUUCUGAGAAGCAGAUAAAAAACAUUCCAGAAAGUGGCCCUUCUUAUGGAUUCCACCUCACAAGACAAGAAAUAGUAUCGCUCUUUAAUGCUUUUGGAAGAAUUUCAACAAGUGUGACAGAAUUAGAAAACUUCAGGAAUCUGUUGCAAGAUAUUCAUUAAGGAAAGGAUUAUAUUAAAGUGUACUUUUUGGGGGAAAGAUGAAUGAUCAAAAAUGAUAGGUUGCUUAUGUGGAACAAUAGUAAUGGGAGCCUUCUGGGAAUCCAUUUUAUACAAGGCUAUGUUUUGUAAAAAUUGUUUAAAGUGUGUAUAUUGUAUAAAUUGAAGGUGACAGGGAUGCUGAAUAAAGGCGGGACUGAAUCACAGGAGGCUCCAUGAGGGCUAGGUUUGGAUUUUUUUUACUCAGACUACACAGCAAAGCCAGAUGUCGGCUGCAUUCGUCGCAUCUGAAGAAAACUUGAUAAGAACAAUGCUGCCACUGGAUUAUUAGGACUCAUUACCAUAAUUUGCAACACAAUGUAUUUGUCCAAACUCACCCCAGUGACCAGUUGUCUCCUGCAUUUUGAAGAUUCAGCGUCGGACCUUCCAAAGAAGCCAACGGUCCCGAAAAGUUUGCCUGCUAAAUGUUGAAAAGUUUCAUGCCCCGUCUGUUGAAGUAGCUCAUUUGCAGCAGCCCUAUGGAUUAUGUUUUUGUGCUUUCCUGUCCCAAGUUUGGUCGCUUUUCCAGGACUCCCAGCUCAAUCCCCGGCUCUGACCAGGACUCUCCUACUCUGUUUUACAAGGAUGGCAGGGAAAGGCAUCAGAGCGGCAGCAAGAGUCUGGCCCAAGCUACUCUCCCCUCUCUGCCCUCCAGGGUCAAUUCUCUAUUAAUUACCAUUAUGGUACAAGUCUUUGGAUGAGGCAUACAACAGAAGACAGCACUAGUUCGUGGUAAUAUUUGCAUUCACUUAUAUCUUGAAAUGGCUUGUGGCUGAUUUUUGAAAAUACCCUCCGCUUUGAGGUGAAACAACAGUACAUGCCUAUUGUGUACUAUAGAGCCAAGGGUAGUUCUUGAAAGAAAGCCCCCACUCUUUAAAAUAAAAUUGGGCCAGAGCCUCUUUCACAAGUUACCACUUUGGUUUGCAGGUUUAAAGGCUUAAGUCUAUUACAUAACAGGCUGUAGUUUUCUUGAUAAGUAAUAAUAAUAAUGAUGGCGUUUAUUAAGCGCUUACUAUGUGCAAAGCACUGUUCUAAGCGCUGG
Messenger RNA from Tachyglossus aculeatus (Australian echidna), 2611 nucleotides. It is a transcript of the gene ERO1A, whose product is annotated as endoplasmic reticulum oxidoreductase 1 alpha. Lineage: Eukaryota; Metazoa; Chordata; Mammalia; Monotremata; Tachyglossidae. Gene Ontology annotation, cellular component: endoplasmic reticulum; endoplasmic reticulum membrane. The record is from RefSeq and is a predicted model, not a curated record. The transcript has 16 exons. Gene Ontology annotation, biological process: protein folding in endoplasmic reticulum. The coding region runs from base 88 to 1533 and encodes 481 amino acids. Gene Ontology annotation, molecular function: thiol oxidase activity; protein-disulfide reductase activity; FAD binding.